Molecule: messenger RNA, 1721 nt
Organism: Tuber aestivum (summer truffle)
Lineage: Eukaryota; Fungi; Ascomycota; Pezizomycetes; Pezizales; Tuberaceae
Source: the annotation of a GenBank genome assembly
UAUUUCGAUGAGAUUAUUCUUAGUUAACUAAAUAAAGGACCCCGGCGGUAUGCAAUAACAGUCGUGUUCACAAAUGUCGGGACUCGAGUAGCGCCCUAGAACAGGCCUUGAGCCUCAUUUUUUUUUACCAUUGUGAGUGGCCAUUGUAAAUACCAUAGGGCUGCCGGUGCUUGUCGCCUUCCCCCCAGAAACGACCCACGCCCAGCCCAUCCUCCCCAUCCCUCGCUCAGUGCUACUCUACAAAACAUCCAAACCCGAACCUUCCAACCAAUAACCUCCUUUAACUGAUCUCCUCAUGUCGAAACAACCAAAUGGGAACGCACCUCCGCCACCGCAACUUCAACAGCUGCAAAGCCAGCAGCCAGCAGGUUCCGAGAAAUGGAGCGAUGAAAACCUUGUAGACGCGCUCAAACGUCUCGACGAUCUUCACAAUAAGGUUCGUUCAUUCCAGUAUUAGCUCCCAGCGCCGAGAAUACCAAGCUAAAUUUCUAUCUUUCCGUCUUACCUUGAUUAUAGCUGAUCAGUCUUCGCACGGUUAUUCCACGCUUGACACUACCGCUAUCCACAAAAUACCCUUCUCGUAAGUUGAAAUUUCUCUCGCAGGGUGGAUAAGGCUGACCUUUUUUCAACACAGCUGCAGAAUUCUACGCCGAUCUUGCGAACAGGGCACAAGGCAGCUCACAGGAGGUAUUGGAUUUCAAUUCAUCAUGGGUCGACAACAAAGGAAUUUUCGAUCGUGCAGGCACAUCACGAGCGAAGAAGCCGGAGGGCAUACAGAGACUCUCGGUCCACGACACUUUCAUGCCGGAUGAUGAUGAGGAGGAGGAGGAGGAGGAGGAGGAAGAGGAAGAGGUGAAGGUUGUCCCGAAACCCGAGGAUACAGAGAUGAAAGAUGCCAGCGAUCAACUAGAGGAGGAAGAAGAGGAUGAAAUGAAGGAAGACGAAAUAGAAACUCCUGAUGCAGAGAUCCCUACAGUAAUUGAAGAUUUCAAAGGGAGAUAUCCGAGCGUCGGAGUGGAGGUUAGCGACGGAGAGGAGUCUGGAAAGAGGACUGUCAAGGUGAGGUCUUCGGUUUCUGUACUCGUACCCCGAUUGCUCAAGUUUGUUAACCUAUUGCUGCGCACAGCUUAAAUUACCAGUGCCGACUGAUCUGCUCUUCACUAUCGACAUGCACUUGUCUACUAAUUCAUCAACAUCGAUGGACAAGUCGGAUCCAGCUACGAGUACUCGUCGCUUCAUCGUUACCUCAAUCGUCAAUUCCAAAAAACCCGAGCAACCAAUCCCCCAUCUUUACACUGCCCUUCUGCGCAGUAUCACUGUGCGGCCCAAUGCCGGAAAUCUUCAAAUGCUCCUGGUAACAUAGGCUCAUAUUUAUUUACAAUUACAAGCGCUAACAGCUCUAUCAACCAGGAAAUGAUUGGAACAUACACCUCGUUAUUCACAACUCCCUGCUCAAAAUGCAAUAAAAUGACUGGAGGAACAAAGGCCGAACUUCCAGUAGUCAGACGAAAGCGUCUAGUGCCGGUGGAAGAAGCUGUUCCUGGUGUUGCAAAUGGGGCGGCCAGUGCUAACACCGCUGAAGCAGCCAACAAGAAGAAGGGGAAAGUGAAGAAGGAAAAAGCAUGGCUGAGUUUCCACGAAGUCUGCAUGUAGGUUAGUAGUAGUAGUAGCAUCAUACCGUAGCUAGUUAUCGUCCUCUGGAAUAUAAUAUAUUUCGAUAG